Molecule: messenger RNA, 1262 nt
Organism: Hyposmocoma kahamanoa
Lineage: Eukaryota; Metazoa; Arthropoda; Insecta; Lepidoptera; Cosmopterigidae
Exons: 2
Coding region: 24-1157 (377 amino acids)
Source: RefSeq, a predicted model, not a curated record
UUAUAAUAACGAGUAUUUUUGCAAUGGUGGCAAGAGUUAAUUGUCUUGACAAUGUGAAAAAUAGUCAAACUAACAAUAAUGUAAUAACGAUUUACACCGAUCCUACAAAAACAAAUGACAAGAAGUUUCUAACAGAAAUUUUUCCAAAAUUAGUGAAAGCUUUUGAUUCGGAGAAGUUUGAGUUUUUCUUUAUAGACGAAUAUUAUGCCGCAACUAAGCGAAUGUGUGCCUUUGACCAAUGGAAAAACGACUACGAAAAGCAACUUGAACUCUUCGUUUGUGAAGUAAGUGGCUCGGAAUUAAUUGAUUGUAUCAACAAUAUUGGCUGGACAGACAUAGAUGCAAUUAUUUGUGCAGCUUCAAAAUUCAAGAACUAUAGAUAUACAUCCAUUAAUAACUACAACAGUUUUAACGUUACUACAACCCCCAUAGUAACCAUAGGCAAGAGAAUGAUAUCUCAAAUUUUCCACGACAAUGUAAUGUCGUUCAUAUGCGCAUAUUUUGGAACAAAACAUCCUGCAAAUUGUAUCAGUCAUAAAGCUGUUCGUGGACGUCUAAUUAAACCUUGGCCAAAGAAUGUUAGAUUGAGAGCUACAUACCCAAGGAAUAAAGAACGACCUAAAAUAGUCAAUAUAUUUUCAAAUUUUUCCAAAUAUGAAGACAAAGAAUUUUUCAGUGAAUCUUUUCCCCGUAUAGCAUCUAACUUUGGGAGAGAAGUACAAUUCGACUACUAUUUCAUGGAUAAUCUAAAUGAGUCAUCAAAAAGGAUGUGUGCAUUAGAUCAGUGGAAAAGUGCCUACGAUAAGCAAUCAUGUUAUUUUAAAUGUGAAGCGAAAAACGUUUCAGAAUCAGACUGCAUUGAUAUCGUUGGACAAAGCGACAUAGACAAUGUAAUAUGCGCAGCAACAAUGAUAAAUGAUUACACAAACACAUCGUUAAAAUACUACUCAAAAUUGAAAACGAAUAGAACUCCAGUGAUCACAAUAGGAAAAAAUCUGCUCGAAGACAUGAAUUUCUUUGCAGCGAAAAUGUUUAUAUGUUUGUCUUUUGACUUUAAAUUUAAUAAAUACACUUGCGCAUCAAAAAAUGAUACUAUUGCGAAAUUUGCAAAUCAAGCGCCAGCAGCAGGAAUAUCAAGUAUAUUUACAGGAAAUUAAAAAACAAAACGAAGAAAAAGAAGUAUUGUAUCGAAAAUCAAGAAACAGUAUGCACAAUAUCUAUGGUAGUGAGUCGUAUAAAGUGUAACAAAUUUUACCUGCCGC